AAUUUUAAAAUGUUCUUGAGUUUUAGGUUAAGAAGCCCAUCUUUAAAAUAGACCUUAUAUAUUGGAAAUACUAAAGACUUGUAAUGCGCACUAAAGUCAUAAGAGCUUAUUCGAAUUCUAUGCACGAUAUAUUAUUAUGUGUCAACAAAACCAGAUUUCGUCAUUAAUUUAAAAAUAAUUUGAAAUUUCUUUUGGUCACGAUUCACGAGUGAAUUAAGUAUACAUUUUUUAAUUUUGCUAUGUCCCCCUCUCACCAAUAUUAAAAAAAACAUCCAAGGGCCCCCGGCGAUCAUCGGGUAUAACCACUAUAACCGGAUGCGGCAAAACCGAUACUGCGUGUGAUGUAGCCACAUAGAUUAUAUAGGCCCUGCACGCGUAGGUAACACACACAUACGUUUUUUUGUUAUGUGAGUAAGUUGAUGCGCUUGAUAUAUGAUGGCCUGGCUGGUGUAUAUAUAUUAUACACUCGCCAUAAAUCAAUUUUCGGGACAAAUAAUUAAUGGCGACGGGUCGGGUGAACCGAAAAUAACAUAAUCGCGACCGAUACCUAGGUACAUUAUACAGCGUGCGUGUAGGUGUAUAACAAUAUAUAGGUAUACUAACAUAAUAUAUACAUAUAUAACGUGUACAUGUACAAUAAUCGUAUUGUUACAUAAUAACAUUGAUUAAAUAUACAUCAUAGUGUAUAAUACUGAGUUGUGGUGUAUUUACUUAAAAUGAAAUUUAAAAAUAAUUUAAAAUUGUUCAUAUUAUGAUUGUUUGAAAAAAAAUGUAUUUCCAUUACAAAAACUAUAAACAUCUGUUUUGCGUUGCUAUUGCCAACCGCAUAUAGUUUUGAAAUAAAUACAAUACUGUCGCGGUAUCUGCAAAUUUCACAGUCUCAAUUCAGUCUUCACUCUUCACAGUAUUUAAAGUACCUAUAACAAACCGUACAUUUAAUUAUUGUUCAAUUUCAAACGCAUAAAGUUUUAAAACGUAUAAUAUUUAUAUACAAAGAUGCAGAACGUGAACGUCAAAUCGGAUAACGCCGAGAAAAAAACUCUGUCUUCGUCCUCAGAGGCCUUGAUUACGGAAUGUUUAAUGAAACCGGAAAAUGGGCAAACCAAAGAAGUCUCUGCAGAUAGUGAAAAUGUAACAACAAUAAAACGACCUUACGGAUCGAUGCCAAAUAUAUCGGCGUCAAUAACAAAUGAUGGCGACACCGCCGCGAUCGAAGCACCGGCUGCCGUUGCAGUACAGCAGGUUUCCGCCAAACCGCUUGAACAUUGCCCGGGAUCGACAGAAUUAGCCAACUACGUCAGACCGGAAAUGCAGUAUUACGUUGGUUUGGUGAACGCGGAAGUGAUGGUGUCACCAGCUGCCACGGGAGAAGACGAGAUCCGAUCGCCGUCCGUCACAUCCGAUCCGCCGGUUUCUGUAGCACAACCAAAACACGACGGCUCGGGCGAAUCGGAUGCUGCGAAGUUCCGAAUUUUCGACGGUCGUCGGCCGAGAUUAUGGUGUUCCAUGCCGAACAUAGCUAUCCAUUACACGGAUAAAGUAUUUUACAAGACUGCCGAAAUCGAAUGCAUUACUCCGAUGCCAGUGUCAAAUGACUCGCUGACAGGCGUAGUACAACUGCAAGGACAGAGCCUAUACAGAAGUUACUCCGGUAAAAAUCAAGCAUACCUCGUCGUGGAAGCGGGCGAAGAAAUUCACCCGUCGAGUCUUUUGCUGCGGCGCUGCGUGAUUUAUAUGGUCCGCGGUAGUAUUGAAAAUAGACUGAAACUUAUUCGACUAAAAUAAUUUAGUCAAUUCAUAUAUUAACUGCGGAUCGGAUGUGACGGACGGCAAUCGGAUCUCGUCUUCUCCCGCGGCAGCUGGUGGCACCAUCACUUCCGCGUUCACCAAACCAACGUAAUACUGCAUUUCCGGUCCGACGUAGUUGGCUAAUUCAAUCGAUCCCGGGCAAUGUUCAAGCGGUUUGGCGGAAACCUGCUGUACUGCAACGGCAGCCGGUGCUUCGAUCGCGGCGGUAUCGCCACCAUUUGUUAUUGGUGCCGAUAUAUUUGGCAUCGAUCCGUAGGGUCGUUUUAUUGUUGUUACAUUUUCACUAUCUGCAGAGACUUCUUUCGUUUGUUCAUCUUCCGGUUUCAUUAAAGGUUCCGUUAUUAAGGCCUCAGAGGACGAAGACAGAGUCUUGUUCUCGGCGUUAUCGCAUACAUCGUUAACGUUCUGCAUGUUCUUUAAUACUGCGAAGAGUGAAGACUGUAUUGAGACUGUGAAAUUUGUAGAUAUAUACCGCCACAGUAUUGUAUUUAUUAUAUGUAUAAUAUGUAUUUAUUUAUAUACAUUAAUACAUUAUACAUAUUAAUAUAUUA
Aphis gossypii (cotton aphid) is the source of this 2360-nucleotide messenger RNA. RefSeq lists its product as uncharacterized. The transcript is spliced from 3 exons. The record is from RefSeq and is a predicted model, not a curated record. Lineage: Eukaryota; Metazoa; Arthropoda; Insecta; Hemiptera; Aphididae. The coding region runs from base 997 to 1785 and encodes 262 amino acids.